This is a messenger RNA of Ahaetulla prasina, 6783 nucleotides long. It is a transcript of the gene TMEM121B, whose product is annotated as transmembrane protein 121B. The record is from RefSeq and is a predicted model, not a curated record. Lineage: Eukaryota; Metazoa; Chordata; Lepidosauria; Squamata; Colubridae. The coding region runs from base 1857 to 3512 and encodes 551 amino acids. The transcript is spliced from 2 exons.
UGUCACUUUGCAGCAGAUUCUUUCCAGAUAUGAAUUUUGUACUGAAGCAUUUGAACACAUUACAAAGCCACAUUUGCGUUUUGGGGGUGUUAGUCUAGCAAUGCAAGCUUCUACAGCAGGGGUGUCAAACUGGAUUUCUUCAAGGGCCGGAUCAGUAUUGUAGUUCUCUGCAGGCCGGUUGGGGUGGCAUGGGGAGAAGGGACGGAUGCCUUCUGCAGCACUUUGCCAGCCAAAACAGGGCACAGGGUGCCACGCAUGGCUCCCCCGUGUGGCUCCUUGCCAGAGGCACCGUGGGCCGGUCCUUUGCUAUUUCCAGGCCAGCCCCGCAGGCCAGAUUUAAGCACCCCAGAUGCAGCCCAUGGGCCUUGAGUUUGACACCCCUGUUCUACAGAGUCCAGUUAGAUCUGAACUUUUUUUUUUUGCUUCUAUUAAGGUAUGUUCAUGAGGGGUUACCUAGCCCAAUCCCAGAGCAAGAAUAAGUCUCCUCCCUUUGAAGCUAAACAAUCAGAAAGAAGUUUGCUGGAAGCUUUUGUUCUGCUGAAGAGCAUUGGGCUGUCUGUGGGGAAGAAAAUAGAAGCCCCACCUCAGAUUGUAGGAUGCCAAACUUCUAACUACAGAGAUUAAUUACAUAGCCUGGUGUUAAAGUUUGGUUUUAUUCUAUUGUGCUCUGGACCAGGGGCCUAAAUUUCUCCUGACUGAUUUCCAGAUGCUGGGCUUUCUUAAAGGGCCAAAAGGAUGCUGCAAAAAAUAGCAGCUCAGGAUGAUUGAUAUUGCAUCACGCCAGACUGUCCCGGCUAGGUGAAGACAUGGUGAUAAAGACUUCUGCCCAAAGCCAAGGGCAGGAAUAAAUGUCCUUCUCAGAGAACGUGAGAAGGUGGAAGAAGCCCCUUUUGGACCCUUGGGCUUAAAGUGUGUGAAGUAGAAGGCAUCUAAUGUAAAAGUCACCCUUCUCCAUCUGAUACCCCCCUCCUCCCCGACUUUCUCUGAAGAUGACCUAGGAACUGUAGUCCGAUCUUGGAGAGACAGGUGUAGUGCUUUAAGUCAUCAGGCUAGCAACCUGGAAGACUGUGAGUUCUAGUCCUGCCUUAGGCACAAGGCCAGGUGGAAGACCUCGGACCAACCAACGGCUCUAGGAAAUUCCCUUGUUAAGAAAACUGCAGGGACAAGUUCAGAUAGUUGCCAGAAGUCACAGUUUGACUUGAAAGCACAUGUGCGCACGCCCAUGCACCCAAAAACCAAUUGGGGGUGGGGGAGGGGUCCAUGUUGGACAAGAGUCUGUCCCAACAACCCUUCUUUAAUUCCCAAAGUCAUGGGGGGGGGCAUACUCAGGGUCUCAGACUUCCUUUCUAGCUAGGCAACGGUUUUCUUGCCCCCUCCAGCAAGUGACUCAUGUGCUGCUGUCACAGGCCGCCCACCCAGUUGUUGCCAAGAAGAGCUCUGGAAGAGGAGGGGGGGGCUUUGCUCCCAAGUGUCCUCCUACCUGCGGCCCGCCCCUGCCCGCGUCCCUCGGCGGCUCGGCAGCGGCUUCCUCAGAGCAGAGCCAGCCCUCGCUUCGCUCGCCCACGACCCCCAAAGGCCGCCUCUCUCUCUAUCCGUCGGCUCUGCCUCCUUUUUCCCCCCUGCCUUCUCUUCCUCUUCCGCGCGGAUCCGCUCCGGGUUUCCCCGGAUCCCGACGAUCCAGGCCGGGUCUCCGCUUUCGCUCAGCCUCGCCCGCCCAGCGCUCGGGCUCCCCGAGACUCGACUGCGCCUGGCAGGGUCGCUGCUUUUUUUUUUUUUUUUUUUUGUGGCCGCCCGGGCGGGAGGGCUGUGGCCCGCCGGCCGGCCCGUUCGCCUUGGGCCGCGGGGUCAGGCCGACCAUGCACCGGGUGGUCUCCAACCAGCGCUCGGUCUCCUCCUCCUCCGGCUCCUUCCAGGCUCCCCCGCCGCCUCCCCCCGCCGCUGCCGGGGAUCUGCAGCCGCUCUUUCUGGGCGGCGGCGGCGGCGGCGGCGUCAGCAGCACCAGCAGCUCCAGCGGCGGCACCCGGAGGGGCAGGCGGGGCUCGGUUUCCAAUUCGGCUUCGACCCGGACCCGGAGCAGCAGCAGCAGCGGCGGCGCCAGCAGCAGCCGCGCCCCCACCACCAACAGCAGCAGCAGCAGCAGCAGCGACCGGAGCAGCGAGGAGGACGAGGACGGCGAAGGGGAAGAAGCCAAGCCGCUGGUGCCGGCGCAGGACCCCGCUUCGCCGGUGGCCGUCGUUGCCAUUCCCGCCGCCGCCGCCGCCGCCGCCGCCGCCUCAGCCUGCCCCUCGUCAGGCUUCAGCAGUUCCUCGUCGUCGGGCUGCACCAUGACCGCCGGCGAGCUGUACGGGGCUCCGCUGGCCGGGCCGGGGGCGGCGGCGGGCCCGGCGGCCGGCCUGCUGUGGGCUGGGGGCUUCGGCGCCGGUCCGACGGGGCCGCGUUGGGGCUACCAGGCGCUGUCCUUGGUGCUGCUGCUGGGCCAGGGGGCGCUGCUGGACAUCUACCUGAUCGCCGUCACCGACUUGUACUGGUGCAGCUGGAUCGCCACCGACCUGGUGCUGGCGGCCGGCUGGAGCAUCUUCUUCUGCCGCAACAGCCGCGCCCGUCGGCGGGAGCGCCCGUUGGGGGCCGGAGGAGGCCACCCGCCGCCCCCGCCCUUGCACCCGCUGCUGAGCCACGGGCCCUACGGCGGCAGAGGCGGCGGGGCGGGCUCGGGGGGCAAGACGGGGGCCACUCCGCGAAGCGGGGACUUCGCCUACGCCCACUUGGCCUGGCUGAUCUACGCCAUCGCCUUCACGCCCAAGGCGGCCCUCAUCCUGGGCACCUCCAUCCUGGAGCUGGUCGAGCUGCGCCUGCCGCUGGGCGCCACGGGCUUCCGCAUCACCCUGGCGCUCUCGGCUCCGCUGCUCUAUUGCCUCCUGCGCGCCAUCAGCACCGACCCCGGCGGCGGCCAGCUGCUCCUGCCGCCCCAGCCGCCCCCCCAGCACCGCGCCUCCGCCGCUUUCCUGGCCACGUGCUUGGACCUGCUGGACAGCUUCACCCUCCUGGAGCUGCUGCUCCUGCAGCCGGCCCGGCCCGCCUUGCCCCUGCCGCCGCCCGUCCGGUACGUGCUGAUCGCCGUCUAUUUCUUGUGCCUGGCCUCGCCCGUGCUCUGGCUGUAUGAGCUGAGCGCGCCGCGGGCCCCCGGCGCCGGCCGCCUGGCCUUACACUGGCUGCUCCCCGCCGGACUCCUGGAUGCGCCGCUGCUGGCCCUGCGUUGCCUCCUGCUGGUCCGCUACCAGCAGCCGCUCUCCAUCUUCAUGCUCAAGAACCUCUUCUUCCUGGCCUGCCGGGCCUUGGAGGCCAUGGAGACCUGCUACCUUCUCCACUCUGCCAGCGGGCAGGGCGGCAAGGGCAAGAACGUGCCCGUCCUUUCCACAGGCGUCGGGGCUGGCCAGCUCAGCCACUGCAUCUCAGAGAACGACAUGGGGCCCCAUGGUUACGUCAACACACUGGCGGUCACUGCCCAGAGCUGAGGACAACACGAAGGGGUUUCGAAGUCAGACUGGGGGAGGGGGCUUCCUUCAUCCUGCCCAUCCAUCCUCUAUAAACUGUAUUCCUUCUUAAUCCAGUUUAGGUACCCAGCCCUCUCUGGUUAUUUUGUGUUUAUAGCUGUCCAGUUAUUUAGACCUCCUUAAGGAGAUGGCAUCCAUUCAGUUGUUCCACUAAAUGUACUACUUCUCCAUGACUGUGUUGGUCACCUACUGAAUGCAACUGGAAAGUGGUUGUUCUUCCAACCUGUAUUUACUUUGUAGUCUUUAUACCUUUCUUCCCCCACAUAUUUGUGAAGUUUCCUUUUGGUCGUCUUAAUUAUGAGCUCUCCUUGUCAUUGUUCACAAAUCCACUCCCUAUCUCAGUUGGCUUUCUGAAGACUCUGCCACACAAGUACUUCCCUGUAGAUACUUGGCUGAUAAUGUGAACAUUGGCUUAUGGUGAUUCCAUCAGGGCAAGGAUGCCCACGCAGCAGUAGUCAAGAUGGGUAGAAUGCUUUAUGAGAAGCAGAGAACCCAUGUAAUUUGGAUCUCUUGUUGCAUUCUUCAUGCUAUUCUUGCUUCACUCUCUUCUCUACUCAACCAUUUAUAAUCAUAGGCAUAUAUAACUUUUGGAAAUGUAUACAGAAAUCUCUUCUCCAAGGGAAUAGGUGCAUUCCCAUCCCAUUCCCAAUUAAUCCCAGUAAUGAAUCCACUAAGCCUAAUGAUGGCAGCAAUAAGCUUUUUCAUCAAAAACAAAAUCAUCCCCACAUUUAGAUUCCCAGGUCCUAAAUAUUUUCUUUCCAACCCUGACCCUAUUUAUUCUAUAGAUUCUAACAUGUGGUUUAUGUGCUGUGCUACGGACUCCUUUUUGCUCAUCUCCUAUAAUUUCAAAGAGGAGGAGGCAGCGACUUAGUCUUAUCCUCCAAAGAAAGGGGGAAAUGUACAUUAUUUCCAUUUCUUCACCUUGUCAGGUUUCCCACUCACCUGUCCUUGCUGAGGUGCCUCCUGCCAUCAAUGCCUACAAUGAAGGGAGAACUGGGGACAAGCCAACCAUCCUGUGGCAUGCUGUGGCAAGAUCAUGAAGCUUUGCCUGAUAUGUUCUUCUAAACUGUUCAAAUUGUCCAUAUGUACAGUAUUUUAGAGUGUCCCUCCUGCAGCAGUGGCUAAAAUCUAUUUUGGGUUGAGUCAGACUCUUGGUAACAUCAUGACUGUAUCUACGUAGUUCUCUUGGCAACCAAACAAAUGCAGCUUCCACAUUGCCUUCUUCCUGGUUUUUUUUAAAACACUUCCCAAUCUAGCCUACCUGCCUGGAUUUCCUAAUGGACUUAAGCAUUGAUGGCAGUGCUGACUAAUGAAAGAAAAUAAUUAUUUUUUGCUGAUGCUAUAUUGGAAUAGUUCUAUGAAUAAGGAUAUGGAGGGGAUUUUCCAACUGAAAAAGUGGAAGAUCCUGAUCAGAUGGUCCUCUGAUAUAAACAUUAUUUCUAUGUCAGGCAUGUGAAUUUUAGCAAUUUCCCUGCUAAAUUUCUACCCGUAGAUUCUAGGGUUUGUGCGGGUGGGGGUCUUAUGGAUGUGAGUUAUCACCUGCAGACGGAACAACCUGGGCACAAAAAUACCAUCUCCUUGAGAGUUAAGCCAUUUUUCUUUCUAAAUGUGCCUCUCCUCAGCAUUGCUGCUCUAAGGUGCUCUAGUUGUACCAGCUGCUUUGACCAAGGGCAAAUCAAGGACACAAUUUUUUUUCUUAACAAUUGUUUCCUUUUCUACAUGCCCUUGGCUAACAGUGUGGAGGAAAAAUUCAGCAUUGAGAUCCCAAACAUCUAUAAGAAUAAAUCAGUAAGAUUCACCUCUCAGGAAUCUAUUGCAGGUUCCUUUUUUUCUUAUGGUGUCAAAGGAUUCAGCCACAUAUGUACUGUAGGCUUUUUUUUUUGCACAGUGCCCUUUAUUGCUUUUAUCUUGUCCUCUCCUCUUGAAUGAUAAGAUUCCAAAGUGUUUCAGACUGUAUGAUACCCUUGAUCAUUGUAACUGACUGUCCUGGACCUUGCCUUCCUCAGCAUGCCUGCCUUUUGAACCCCUGGCUCUCUCUCUCUUGUGCCGCCUUUUAAAGAAGUUUUUCUUUAAAAUCACCAAUACCUACUGUUCUCCUUCCUCACAGAGAUAAGAGUCCAUUUGGGGAAAGUUCCUGGAAUUAGGGUGCUGCCUACACUCUUAUAAGAAAGGUGUUCCCCUUUCCUUUGCUGAUGUCUACCUCUGUGCUUGAAACUUAUUGCAUCUAGAGAGUGGCCUGAAUGUCCAUCUCUCGAUUAACAGCUAACUCACCGGUGAUAACAGGGUCUCUUAACAACCUCCAACUGAGGCUUUCGGGUCUCUUGGAAUAAGCCUUGUAUGAUUUCAAUAAAUUGGUGCUCUGUUUUGAGGACAGCCUUCAUUCAGGUCUAUUAAGUUCUACUUGCUAAAAUGUCCAUUCGAGGCAGGCCAAAUAAAUUGGGAUUAGUCUUUUUGUACUUGAUAAUCCAUGAGUGUGACAUAGCUUCUUCAUACCUUCAAACUAAUUUGAUAAAGGAUUAACCUGCAAAGAUCACUAGUGAGAACUUGGAUGUCUUAGCAAGAGUUCUAACGUUUCAUAAUGCAGUCAGGUUUCAACAGGGCUAGAUAAAGCUCCAAAUUUGGAUGAGGCCCCAAAGUGGAUUUAGAAUAACCUGUUUUUCAGUCACCCAUGUUUUUUAAACAUUUUCUUGCACACUAAAGGCUUAGAAAUGGUGGUAGGUGCAGUGAUUGGCAAGAAAGAAAAUUAUUCACCUACUUACUUUUUCUUAAUACCUACUUUUUCAGAGAAUCAAAUUAUUGGACAUAAUAUGGAAGAAAUGUAAAGUUACAUCUUUCUCCCUAUAAACUGGCUUGAUCAAGACUAUUCCACAAAAAGAUGUAAAAUGUCUAUGAUGGUGUGUAGGGGAAGCACUGGUUUCUCCCUAAUUCAGUAAUGUUCUUUGCAAUUAAAUUAUCAAUUAUGAAAAAAUGAAUAAAGGACCUGAUCCUCCAAUAUAGUUUUAAAACUACACUUUAUUUUUUCUUCUAUAAUUUAUGAAUAAAGGUUUCUAUUGGGUGUUUCAUUAUGUAAUCCUAUACAACAACUCUUAGAAUGUUUGCUAAACUUAUUAUUACAGGAUUGAAAAUGGUUUAACUCUCUCACUAGUGCUUUAUUCUGGUCUCAAAGCAGAGCUUUUGAAAAACAGUGGUGUAAAAUUUUGGCCAGAGGCCUUCCCUUUAGUAUUUCCUUUCU